AGCCCCCUUCGCUGCUACGAUUCGAACGAUCCCCUCAUCGUCGUCGUCGUCGUAGACAACCAGCUCACUCACUCCCACACGCCAUCAUCCCGGGUCAAGAGAGAUUGCCGUUCAUUGCCCUCGACCCUCCCCUACCCCCCCCCCCCCCUUCGUUUGACAAUCGGAUUCAACUUUCGAGAUGCCGAGCCUCGCCCUUCAGGGUCUGCUAGCAGACCUCACCAGGGACUUUCACGGCGAGCAACAUGGCCAGUCGGUCGAUGUCCUCCAGUACUGUGCAGACUGGUUUCAAGCCAAGCUGCGGUCCGAGCGAGCGGCCGCCCAGCCAGCCACCCUGGCCAAGGUCGGACCGACGACGACCAUGGCUUCGCCUCGCAAGUUUCCCAAUUUCCCGACCAUGAGUCUUCCGCAAGCACCUCUGAACGUUUUCCAAGCCCACCUGUCGCAACCAUCGCCGUUCUCUGAACACGCUCCUACGGACUCUCCCUUCGGUGGAGGCGGCUUGCUGUCUCAACGAAGAGCGACACUUGCAAACACUGGUGCUUCGGCCAACUAUACAAUGGGAGUCGCGCCCUCUACAGUCAAACACUUGCCUCAACUCGCUGAAGAAGGCUCUGCAGACGAGGAUGCCAUCAUGAGCAAUCCGGCCUCUGGCGGCUCCGAUGCACCCAGCUCGUUUGCAAACUUUAGCUUUAGCGAAGGAGUCUCGGAUCCACCUCACGACGAGUCUUCCCCCUUUCAGAACGCCAAGUUUCCACCUCAGGCCAGCUCUUCUGGCACCGCCCAUGCGUCGUCCGAUGAGCUCCGACCCCCCUCAUACGCCCUGGGCCGACGGACCUCCGUCUCGGCGGAAUCGCUGGUUCCCAACGACCCUGCGUUUGGCGGGAGCGCCUUUGCUGGCCAGCUUGCUGAGCAACCGCUAGACAGUGCCGCCGAGCCUUCUUCGCAACCGGUCAAGACGGACACUCAGCUUCAGAGGAUCAGGCAGGCUAUCGGGCAGAAUUUCCUCUUCCGCAACCUCGAUGAAGAUCAGGAGCGGGACGUCCUCGCGGCGAUGCGGGAAGUCCAGGUUCAACCUGGCGAAGUUGUCAUUCAACAAGGUGCUGCCGGUGACUUUUUCUACGUGAUCGAGUCUGGAGAGUUUGACAUCUUUAAACGGGAACUCGAUGCUUCGACCGAGAAUCAGGCAGAAGACCCGGACAAUCGAGGCAAAAAGGUUCACACGGCGGGACCUGGCGGUUCGUUCGGUGAACUCGCUUUGAUGUACAACGCUCCUCGAGCAGCCAGUGUUGUCGCCAAGGGAGAGGCGACGUUGUGGGCAUUGGACCGAAUCUCUUUCAGGACCAUUCUAUUGGAUCAUACCUCUCGCAAGAGGCGCAUGUACGAAACGUUUCUGUUGAGCGUGCCGAUCUUGGCAUCUCUCGAGGGCUACGAGCGGGCCAAGAUAGCGGACGCCCUGGAGUCCCGCACGUUCCAGUCGGGAGAACAGGUCAUACAGGAAGGCGAAUCUGGUGACGAGUUCUACAUCAUUGAGAGCGGGACCGCCCUCGUGGAGAAGUCCGACACGGGAGUCAUCGGAGAGCUGAAACGCGGAGACUACUUUGGAGAACUUGCCCUUCUGAACCGAGCCCCGCGAGCGGCAACGGUCAAAGCUGGUGGUCAAGCUGGAGACAAGCUGAGGGUCGCUGCGCUCGGUGAAAAAGCCUUUACUCGUUUGUUGGGACCUGUUAGAGAGAUCAUGGCGAGGAAAGCUGGGGAGAUGUACGGUCUGACUGGUGCUUAUCGCUCUUAACGAUUCAUCGCUCGUAACGCUUCGCGCUGUAGCAAAGUUGUAUGUAUCACAUUUUCGAUGAUCAAAAUGUCUGCGAAGCAAUGCUGCCCGCCAGCAACAGCGGGAAG
This is a messenger RNA of Filobasidium floriforme, 1896 nucleotides long. RefSeq names its product cAMP dependent protein kinase regulatory subunit. Bases 179 to 1789 code for a protein of 536 amino acids. The transcript is spliced from 5 exons. Gene Ontology annotation, cellular component: nucleus. The record is from RefSeq and is a predicted model, not a curated record. Lineage: Eukaryota; Fungi; Basidiomycota; Tremellomycetes; Filobasidiales; Filobasidiaceae.